Molecule: messenger RNA, 969 nt
Organism: Rodentolepis nana
Lineage: Eukaryota; Metazoa; Platyhelminthes; Cestoda; Cyclophyllidea; Hymenolepididae
Source: the annotation of a GenBank genome assembly
AUCCUCUUUCCACUAGUUCUCAUAUACGCUUUUCUUGGUGUGUCGCUGACUAACCUCUGUUCACUAACCGGCAUUGCUUGCAUUCCUAUCCAACGCUGGAGACACUUCCAUUAUUUGCUCAACUUCAUGCUUGGUUUGGCUGUUAGUGCCUUGUUCGCUGCCGCCGUCAUGGUCCUCAUUCCUGAAGUAAGUGCAUUUGUAACAAGCUACUCACUUGAGGAGGUUCCCUUGGAAUUCGGUGGACAAGGCUUCGGAUAUCUUCGCAAACUGGCUUUCAUUCCUACUGGUCUAUAUCUUUUCUUCAUAAUUGAAUACCUACUUCUUAUUGCUCCUCGAGUAUUCAAGGUGGGUGCAGCAAUUGUACUUAUCCACAAUGGCUAUAUUCCUACUCUUGACAUACGCAGUGCAUCAGGACAAGAAGAGCAGGCAGUCGCGAAGGCAUCAAGUUGUCCUUGCUGCACUCUCGCCAAUUUCACUGAAGUCAAGCCUGUGGCAUGGAUGAUCCUAUUGGGUGAUUCAGUGCACAAUUUCAUGGAUGGCAUAGCCAUUGCAGCUGGUUUCACCCAGAGUCCUUCGAUCGGUCUCACCCUUUCUCUCUGUGUCCUGCUUGAAGAAUUGCCCCACGAGUUGGGUGAUUUCGCUGUUCUCAUCUCCUCUGGCUUCUCUAUCAAAGCAGCCCUUUGUGUCAACUUCAUAUCUGCCUGUUCAGCAUACCUUGGUAUGAUUGUUGGAUUGUUAAUUGGUGAGGCUUCUGGAGACGGGUCUUUCUACGUGUUUGCUGCCAUGGCUGGUGUCUUCCUUUAUAUCAGUCUUUCAGACAUGUUGCCCGAACUUCGCAGAUCCUUGGAGAAGGCGGAGAAGCACAACAAGUCCUCCCUCGUAGUGUUCCUCCUGGAAUUCGCUGGUCUCAUGGUGGGCUGUUUCUGUGUUGUCUUCGUAAUGCUGUACAGCCACUCCUUCAUGCAUUAA